This is a messenger RNA of Malania oleifera, 1632 nucleotides long. Its product is annotated as putative B3 domain-containing protein At5g58280. Bases 255 to 1169 code for a protein of 304 amino acids. Gene Ontology annotation, molecular function: DNA binding. The transcript has 8 exons. Lineage: Eukaryota; Viridiplantae; Streptophyta; Magnoliopsida; Santalales; Ximeniaceae. The record is from RefSeq and is a predicted model, not a curated record.
AACUUGUAACUGAUACAUCUCCAUUUUAAAAUUUGAAAGGGGCGCCUAAAGGCUGAGGCCUUUCUUCCUUCUUCCUCUUCACAAACCCUAAAACCAGAACAUUGCCAUGUCAAUCGUUUCUUAAUGUUCGUCUCUGUCUCUGCUCUUAGUUCGGUUGACGCAAUCAGCCAUUCCGUUGCAGUUGACGAGCUUCCUCCUAAAUUUCUCAGCUCAGGAAUUUAACAUUUUAAAUCUGCGAAGCUCAGACACUUGAAAUGGCCAAUGAUUGCAUCACCAACACAUAUGAAGAGGCUCGCAAGCAACGACUUCAAGACAAUAAAAAACGAUUUGAGGAUUUAGGCAUUUUGAAGAUUUCUAAGAGCCUUUCAGACCUUGCAAAUUCAGGGAAGAAAUCCAAGAAGCACGUUGCUAAAUCCAAAUCAACAACUGCUUACACAUUGGAGCCAAGGCGUUCUUCGCGUGUACGCAACCCAGUUUCUUCAUAUUGUGAAGAAGUUCAUAUAAGCCUUCAACCCUUGCGGAAGAGGUCCAAGUUAAAUUCUUCAUGGACAAGCUAUCUUGCAAGGCCCUUAAAUGAAGUUAGAACUGCCUCUUAUGAAGAAAGGGUUCAUGCCAUUAAGCGUGCAGAGGAUCUUCAAGGAAAUCUUCAGAUGGGGAAUCCAUCCUUUGUCAAGUCUAUGGUUCGAUCUCAUGUUUAUAGUUGCUUUUGGCUGGGGCUCCCUUCUAAGUUUUGUGAGGACCAUCUUCCAAAGACGCUGUUGGAUAUUGUAUUAGAGGAUGAGAGUGGCACAGAAUAUGAGGCUACCUACAUUGGCAAGAGAUCAGGGCUUAGCGGUGGAUGGAGAGCAUUUGCGCUAGAUCAUAAGUUGGAUGAUGGUGAUGCAUUGGUAUUUGAAUUGGCGGAGCCAACAAGAUUUAAGGUAUACAUAGUUAAAGCAUGCCACGAGGAUGAUGAGAAAGGAGGGCUCAAGGUGCCAAAAACAUCUGUGGGUGCCAUGAAGGAUGAUAAAAUGAAUGACUUCCAAUCAAAGCAGCUACCGAAGUCAAAAUCAAAUUCAAAGAAAGCAGCUGUUGCACUUGGAAGUGAAACAAACCACGAGAGCAAUCCAGUGAGCAUGAAACCUGAUUCCCGACCAACCAGAACUUGUAAAUCAAAGAAGCUGACAUGAUGGGGAUAACCAGCAUGACAUCUUGAGACAUACAUGCGUUUUACAACAGGCAUGAAGACUUAAGUAUUCUAGUUUAGUUUUACCGUUUACCACCCGAAUUACCCAAUGCCUUUGCCAAAUUAGGGCGCCCAGCCAGCGGUGAUGGGUUGGUUUGUAAUUUUAAACUGCGUACUUGCACAGAAGUUUUUAAUAUCUUAAAAAAUCUAAAAUGUUUUUUAGGUUUUUAAGUUGAUUGUUCAAAGGCAUUAUCAGGCAGAACUAUUCUCCUCUCAUAUGUUGAUGUUUUCGGUGUGCUAUGUUCAUACGGUCAUAGCAUACACUAAUGCACAGGCUUUGAUUUUUGAAAUGUAUUUUUGGUGUGCUAUGUUCAUAUGGUCAUACCUUAAUUUGAGGUCAACAUGUUUUUUCAUGUUAGGCACUUGCACUAUAAAGUAAAUUCACAUGUCACAGCAUCAACUGCCAA